Molecule: messenger RNA, 876 nt
Organism: Cyphomyrmex costatus
Lineage: Eukaryota; Metazoa; Arthropoda; Insecta; Hymenoptera; Formicidae
Exons: 4
Coding region: 35-808 (257 amino acids)
Source: RefSeq, a predicted model, not a curated record
CUUUGGGAAAUUUAACAAAAAAUUUUAAUUAAUCAUGAUUCUCGACUUGGGCAUAUCGAGUUCAGACACAAAAAUUAAAGAUGAUCAUGAAAUAAGAAAUUCCAAGAUCAAGAUGCUGUAUUUAGGCAUGUUGUAUUUUGUUACUAAUUUUUUAAGCUCGAUUGCUCUGGAAGCUGGUUCACGCAAUUUAUUUCGUUCUAUUUCAACAAGACCUGCGAUUUUUAAUAAUAUAUUCCGCCGGAAUUACAAUCUGAGAAUUAAGGUAAUGAUAGGGGACGUGCUUGCGGCACUGAUAUCUACAAUGAUGUUAACAAUCGGCGACAUAUAUGGAAUUCCAUAUCUUUAUUUGCCAUGGCUUAUCAAUACUAUUGAAGGGAUGAUUUUUCACGAAGGAAAGGCUCUUUUCGGAUUGGCAUACACUAUGUUACCCAAUGUGGACUUGUCUACGGGAAUAUUUAUGUUUAUAACGCUACUUUUAUAUGUGGAAGAGCUGUGCAUUUGGAAAUAUGUUUUUAUGAAUUUUAAACACUGUUGGACAAGAUAUAAUAACAAGUUGAAGAAAGACAUAAAAUCGAUGAGCAUAAAAUCGAUAGCAAAUAAUGAAUUAUGCAACAAGGCUAAAGAAAGUCUCAAUGAAAAUAUAGUUUUGUCAAAAUCAACGUUAAAUCAGCAAAAUUCUGCAACUCAUUUUAAUGUAACUGAUGUACCUACUGAUGACAUUUUUAAGCCUGUUGAAAAAAUUAUAGAAAACAGUACAUCGAUUAUAAAUCGUCGAAGCAAAAGCCUGUUUACGGAGGUGACCGGCUAGAUUGAAACUCAUAAAAUUUAAAAUGUACCGAAGUAAAUAUAAAACUAAUUUAAUAAUACUUUAAUAUU